This is a messenger RNA of Symbiodinium natans, 1095 nucleotides long. Lineage: Eukaryota; Dinophyceae; Suessiales; Symbiodiniaceae. The record is from the annotation of a GenBank genome assembly.
AUGGACGCCAUGGAUUUCAUGAUCGAGCCACUGUUUGCCGACGUGGGAGAUGCUGCUGAGGGCACUUCAUCUUCCCAAGGCCCAGUGCCGCGUGUGGUGCUGGAGGGCGUGCCUGUCUCUGAUGUCAACGAGCAUGACAAGGUGCGCUACAACUUGAACAACCAGUGGCAGUACAUGGUCGACCCGGCCGAGCCCACGCGCCUCAUCUUGCGCGAGGGUGGCCCGCAUCGGCCAGACGACUACCGGGAAGCCUUGGAGAGGUGCAGCACGUCCCGCUGGGUGGAUCGAUUUCGGGGCUUCUACCGCGUGGUCAACGUCCCGCGCCACCACACGGCGUGGAUGCGGGAGGCGUCCCAACUGGCCGUACAGAAAUCUGGCUUCUCGCCCCUCUUCCAGAACGAUCUCGAUGCAGCCGUUGCAGAUACGGCAUGUGGCGAUACCUUUCAUUCCUGCGACGCCGAUGUGCCAGGCACAUGCUACUUUGUCCGCACGGAACGUGUCAGCCUCAAGGAUGGGAUACAUGGUGUAGGGCCCUACGCCACGAUGCGAUCGAUCAUCGAGUCUGCCGUAACCGCUCGGGGCGGACACCAGGGCGUUGAUGAGGAUACACAGCAGCUGAAGCUGUAUCUUUUCCCAUGGAGGACCGACCUCGAUGCAUUUCGCGAGUUUCGCGUCUUCGUUGCCAAUGGCCGGGCCACCGCCUUCUCGCAACAGAAGUUGUACGUGGCCAACCCGAUCCUCGCGCCCUUGUCUGAAAGAGACCGCACCCGAGUUGUGCAAAACUGGCUCGGGCGGCUGCUGCCGUACAUUACGCACACCAUUGUGCCUUUGUUGGAGGACCUCAUGUCAAGCUUCGUCCUGGACAUCGUUCUCCUUGGACCACCUGCCGCCUACAAGGACGAUGCAGACUCAGUGAAUGUGGACUUGAUGCGCCCAGAUUUGCUUGAGCCGUACUUCAUCGAGGUGAACACCUUUGGGUUUGCCUACGCUUCCGGCUCCUCUCUCUUUUCUUGGGUUGAGGACUACGCGCUGCUCUAUGGACUUGAUGCAGGCAUGGCCGACGGUGCCGUUGCUGUGCGAUACACGACGCCAUAG